AUGAUGACACCUGUGGAUGAUCGUAGGCGCAGGUCGUCUGCGUCUUCAGUUCAGUCUACGAUCAGCUAUUCGGAUAAAGAACGGCGUUGGGGAGUGUUAGACGCUCGAGUUUGUCUACCAGCCGUCCUCAAUGAUCCUCGAAAAUCAUCCCGUUACGCAAACGAGCCUGUUCCAGAGAUCCCGGCUUCCACACUUCGCGAAGUGCGCAUUUCCGACUUCGAUGGCUACCUCCGAAAAUUGAAAAACCGCAAUCAAGAAAGUCAAGUCCGUCAAGUGGAUCGAGAGUCUUCGAAUCAGUCAUUUCAAAAUCGCCAAAGUCAAAGCUCGUCCAAGAUUCCGUCGCGUUUUUAUCAAAACGACUUUGAUACAAAAAAGGAGAUUCAAUUUUCGUUAUCGUCGGGGAAAGAAACUAAAUUGGAGAACAUAUCCGUUCACGAUGCACAAUUGAAGCACUGGUUGGACUUGACUGAAGUUGAACUGUCAAGAAGAUUGAGUUCCCGAGCAGCUUCGUUUUUAGCCGCCGUCAGUGCUCAGGAUACACUCAAGGAACUACUGGAAAAUGCACAGAAAAAUGCGAAAAACCUCCGAAAAGAAGUGAAAAUCAUUGGCGAAACUGUCUCCGGUACCUUCGCGGCCAUCCACCGAAACAACAAAAUCGCGCGCCUGAAAGAAACGACUCGUUUGCUCAAAGUGAUCCAAACAGUUCAACAGAGCCCAGCGACCAUUCGUCUCCUCAUUUCUACUUAUGACUUUUCUGCUGCUAAAGAAUACAUUGAAACUAUACGUGAGGUGCUACACAACGAGUUGCAGGGUAUUGCCGGCCUAAAGAAUCUCCAUGGCGAGCUUGAUAAUGCGGAGAAGCAAUUGAAUGGGAUUCUUGUUGAAGAAGCAAGCAACAUUUUUGAUAUCCUCCUAACUCAAGAAGAUAUCGACGGAGAAAGAGCGAAGAGCAUUCAAGAAGCGAUAGUUUGUGCUGGAAGGUUAGCUGAUACGACUCAAGCGAUCCAUGACGUGGUUGAAAAACGCGCGGACACGCUACUUUCCCGAUUUAAAGAUCUCGAAGGGGUCGAAAGAAUCGAAAAAGAUGUGGAAAGCUUGACGAAACUGCUGCAUUUGGUCAAGAGAGGCGUUUUUGUCGACGAAUUUGAAGUUCUAUGCAAAUCUUCUGUCGAAGUCGUUCAGCACCGUCUUUUGAGAAUUUUACAGGAGAAGCAUUUUACACAAGAAAAAGAUUUUCUCCGAAUUCUGCCGAUUCUUUACGAGUUUACAAACACCUGCUUGCGCGAGUUCAAGACUCAAGGGCCCCUGGUGAUGCAGCUCAAGGCGGAAACGAACAAGUAUCUCAACAAAUUCCACGAGGAAAGGCGGCAGCGUUUGGCUCUUCUGCUGGAUUCAGAAGAGUGGCGCCCCGCUGAAGUUCCCAAAGAGCUACAAGAAGCUAUCGAUGAUGUACUGGCGCAAGGUCAGGGGCAGAGACAGGACGGUGAUGUACCUGUCAAACCGAAACGACCAGUUAUUUCAUCGGCAGCUGACAUUUCCGGCGAAAAAUUCGUUGUUAUUGGUUGCUCACUUCUCAUGAUCAAAAUGAUCAAGGAAUAUCUUGGCUGCCUGCGUCAGCUUCCAGAGCCCUCUCUUCUUCAUAAACUUGCCGAUCUUUUGUUUCUGUUCAAUUCUCGCUGCUGCCAGCUCGUUCUCGGCGGCGGAGCGACUACUACCCUCGGCCUUCGGUCUAUUACAACCAAGCAUUUGGCCAUCACAGCUCGAUCUCUUCAACUGGUCCUGCGAGUGAUCCCCUCUGUCCGCGGCGCCGCCUCCUCAGUCCUUUCCGACAGCAACACAACUCAAGUUGCCCUGCGUCAGCUGAACAAAGUCGAGUCAGAUUUCCAAACUCACAUUCAAGAACUCUGGGGAAAGAUCUCCGCGAUUAUGGACGAUUUCUUCGCCAAACACGUGCAGAAAUACGAGGUAAAAGCACCAGUUCCAUCGGCGACGAUGAAGACAGUCGUCAAGCAACUGAAGAAGCUGAGCGAUUCGUUACAAGAAGUCCUCCAGCCGGCAGAACACGUGACUCUUAUUUCCAAAAUUCACACGAGUUUUACUCAGCAAAUGGAUUCACGUAUCAAAGCUCUUAAAACUUCCAAAAACGACGGGCUUCUUCUUUCCGACAUUUCAUUCUACAUGUCAAGCGUGCGCAAGAUCGAAGGAAUGACCGGGAUCGACUGGGCGUGA
Molecule: messenger RNA, 2229 nt
Organism: Oikopleura dioica
Lineage: Eukaryota; Metazoa; Chordata; Appendicularia; Copelata; Oikopleuridae
Source: the annotation of a GenBank genome assembly